Messenger RNA from Xylona heveae TC161, 2392 nucleotides. RefSeq names its product alpha/beta-hydrolase. The coding region runs from base 430 to 2040 and encodes 536 amino acids. The transcript has 6 exons. The record is from RefSeq and is a predicted model, not a curated record. Lineage: Eukaryota; Fungi; Ascomycota; Xylonomycetes; Xylonales; Xylonaceae.
CGAAUGCGUCUGAUUCAAGCAAAUCAUAACACGGCCACGCCAAGUGACUGGCAUUUCACACACAGCUGACUUUGACUGCGUAGUCAGUUCGCCUAUCUUAUUAAGGACCUAGUGAGCAGUGCCACUUUAGUAGGUGACAUUGCCGGAGCAGUUGAGGCGAGGAUGAGACCGACAGUGAAGUUUGGUUAUGUUAAAAUAGAGAUUGAUUGGCGAGUUCGUACAAGUGGAGUUGGACGGCAACAAAACGGCUCUAGAGGAAGGGGGCAAGUCAAGCUGUCGAGCUCGCUGCAUCAAUUGUGUCUGGAGGCUCGCAACGCGUAUAAAUUAGUCUCUGAUAUCACGAUGAAUCUGGCUACAAUACACAGUCCUGACUCUGUUCUUUAUUCUACAAGCAACAACUAAGGAAUUACGAUGAUAAACAUUGCGAAGAUGACAAUGCGCCGGUUUGUAACUGCGUUGAUUCUGUUCAGAAAUUUGAGUCUGGGAUGCACAGACACGGGUUGCCAUGAUCGACGCAUGGUCUACGGGUUUGACAAUAUUGAACCGUCUGCCGACCUCACGUGGGAACCGUGUUUCGACGGCUUCAAAUGCUCCAGACUGCAAGUUCCUCUGGAUUAUUCAAACAAGAGCCUCGGCAACGCUUCAAUUGCAUUCAUCAAACUCGAGGGCAAGAAUGCCACCUCCAAGUCCCCAAGCAUUCUUCUCCUGCCCGGCGGUCCUGGCGGUUCUGGUGUCGACCUCCUUCUUACAGAAGCUACCGUCGCAGCGGAAAUGUUUGGAGGCCAUUACAGCAUAGUCUCCUUUGAUCCCCGUGGUGUGAACAAUAGCGGUCCAAGUCUCAACUGCUUCUCGGGGAAUCCAGAGGCAAGGCAGGAAUUUUACCGGCUGCAUAAUACGGGUAUUGCCAACAUCUCAUCUACAUCGCUCGAGGACCAGUACUAUUCAAGCUCAGUAUACGGGGAAUGGUGCAACCAUGUUGUCCAGACCGAGUCGCCCUUCGGAUAUUAUGUGACUACACCGGCAGUUGCCAGAGAUUUACUUACCUUUAUUGAAGCCGAGGCCGUGAUGACCGGUCGGAAAGCAGCAGAAGCCAAACUGUGGGCUUACGGUAUUAGCUAUGGGACCGUCACCGGCGCCACUUUCGCGUCCAUGUUUCCCGACCGCGUGGAGCGCAUGAUUCUCGAUGGUGUCGUGAACGCAGAACUAUACUAUCACAAUGAUUAUACCGCCAACCUCGAUCAAAUGGACGAAGCUAUAGGGAAAUUCGUCAGCUUAUGCCACUCUGCUGGCCCUGAGAGAUGCUCCUUUUGGGGACCUACCCCCGAGAACAUCACGGGCAGAUUGGACAACAUCAUUCAACAAUUUCAUAACCGUCCGGUCCCAAUAAGCGGAGCGCAGACUCAGCAGGUACCGACCAUGGUGACCUAUGCAGAUCUCAAGACCCUUUUUCUCAACACCAUAUACCUCCCAAUCGCCGAGUUCCCAGUCAUGGCUGACAUCCUACAUCAAGUCGAGCAAGGAAAUGUGUCUGCUCUCGCCCAGACCUUCCAAAAUGCCAUCAUCACCGACGAUGCUAAUCACAUUAUCCAAUGCGCAGAUGCAUACCGUACAAACAGCUUAACCUCUAUCGAAGACUUCAAGGAUUAUGUCGAGUACGCAACUCAUACGAGCAAAUACAUUGGUGAUCUCUAUCCCAUCUAUGUGGACACUAUUGUCUGCAGGUCAUUUCGACCGCAUUUGCCUGAUAGCAUGGUUGUGCGGGACCCGAUGAUUGGACUCAACAAAACUACGUUUUUCCCGAUCGUGUUUGCCAGCAACACCAUCGAUCCAAUAACGCCCUUGAUAUCGGCACAGAAGAGCUCUUCUCGAUUUCCGGGUUCGGUCCUUUUGUUGCAGGAGGCUAUUGGUCAUACAGUUGUGAAUCAGGGAGCGUCAGACUGUUAUAUCGAACAUGUUCAGGCAUACUUUCGAGGCACAGUCCCGACAUCUAACACGACAUGUGCCGAGCAGUACAUACCUUUCAUCGACAACCUCCUUUAGGAACCAACACCCUGGUGUCACAGAUUUCCAGGUCAUUUCUGGUUCACCCAUGAUAGACUAGCUACUCUACCAACCUUCUAGGACACGCAGAGGCACAGCACGCGGUACCGCUAGAUAUUACUGUACGGAUUACUUCUUGGGAAUGAAGGGGCAGCUCUUUAAUAUAGUCAAAAUGUGAAUAACACCAGUGGAGUUUUGCAUUCUCGCUCUGUGUUUGGAUGAAAUAUUCUGCAUAUUUCUAAUAAUGGUAUCAUGAGUUAGUCUCCAUUGCUUUUGCGGUACACUUGUUCUUAUGAUUGAUAUUGAUGUCAUAGAAAGAGAAAGAACUAUUUCCCUUGUGUAAAUUAACAGC